Molecule: messenger RNA, 1838 nt
Organism: Nicrophorus vespilloides
Lineage: Eukaryota; Metazoa; Arthropoda; Insecta; Coleoptera; Silphidae
Product: reticulon-4-interacting protein 1 homolog, mitochondrial-like
Exons: 7
Coding region: 303-1787 (494 amino acids)
Cellular component (GO): mitochondrion
Molecular function (GO): oxidoreductase activity
Source: RefSeq, a predicted model, not a curated record
UUCAGGCAAAAUAUUUGCCUGUUGUAGCGAAAGUGACCCAUUACAAAUCUUAAAAUAAGUAUGAUUAAAGUUGUUUAACAUUUAUUUUAUGUAAGUUAGUUAAUUAUGGUCUUUAGCACCAUUUUUGGGUACUUUGGGACAUAUCAUUCAUCCAGAUAUAUAAUGAGCUAUGUCUGAUCUAUUGUUAUUGACCUUUGGAUUCAAAACCUGUGUAUUUUAUUCUACCAUGUGAUAAUUUCUUUCUUUUUAGUUUUUUCUUUUUAUUUUCUUUUAAUAUGCUCCCCUGAUGACUUAUAUUUAUAAUGGAUGAGGUGCUAUUUCGAAGUUCACAGAAAUUGGAAAGCCUGCAGUAUCAGCUAGGCAUAGCUGCAACAGAAGGAAAGAAAGCAGUUAUUCAGUAUUCAAAUCAAACUAAAAAUGUAAUCAUUAAUUCACUGAAUAGUCCAAAGUCUGUACAAAUCCAAGAUUCCCUGAAACAUGUUUGGUAUUAUAUUGUAAAUGUUGCUGAUGAACUUAAAUGCACAAUUUUAUUCCACGUGAACCCUAGAAAGAUAUUUUAUAACUUGCAAAGAGUAUUUGGUGGAAACUGGACUUCAAGAGAAAUUUAUUUUGGUUGCGCUGGAUUAAUAAUUGGUGGAAUCAUCGGCGUUGGAAUUGGGAUCGGAUUACAAAAACAUACUGUUUCUAGAUAUACACCAGCUGUGCAAUGUACAAAUUACAUAGGAAUAGAAGGAGCCACAUAUGUCGAAGAUGCGAUCACGAAAAAUUCUUGCGAUCUCAAUGAAGUCCUCGUCGUUGUCAAAGCUGGAUCUGUGCAAAUCGUAGAUGCAGACAUUUGCAGGGGAUACGGCAAGACUCUGAGAUCUUUAUUAUCGAAACAUUAUCAGUAUUCCAAUCAUGGCUUACCGGUGACACUAGGAAGAGAUUGCGUGGGCAUUGUAACUGAAAUCGGGCAAAAUGUUAAGAGAUUUGAUAUAGGCGAUGAAGUAUGGUUAACAGCACCAUUCUGGGCCCCUGGAGCUUUAUCCCACAUGGUGUAUGCUCAUGAACAUCAAGUAGCCAAGAAACCCACAUCGCUGGGAUUCGAGAAAGCCUGCAGUUUUCCGUAUUCCGGUAGUUUGGCUCUGGCAGCUCUGGAACAAGCCAAUUUAAGUGAAGACAAUUGUGCGGACAAAAAAAUAUUCGUGCAAGGCGGUUGCACUCCAGUCGGUUGUGUACUUAUACAAAUUUUAAAGUAUUGGGGUGCAAAUGUAACCACCACAUGCUUCAUACGAUCGUUGCCUGUUGCGAAAGCCUUGGGAGCAGACGACGUGAUCAUUCUUGAGGAAUCCGAAAUAAAAACGAAAGCUGCAGUUAAUAUUCAACUGCCCGAAAUAUCCUCGAAUAGUUUGAUAAAGGAACUCGAAUUGAGAGAUAGAUUCGACGUGAUAAUUAAUACACGAAAUUGCGGAGUUAGCAAUUUGGAGUUCAAGCAGUACUGCGAUUAUUUGGUUUCAACUUUAAACAGCGAAUUGACGUCCGAUUCGUACGGAUUUGUACUAAAAUCAUUGCUAAAGGCCUACAUCCACAUUAAAUGUUUCGUACAGAAAUACCGAGGUUGCGAAAUUUACGACUUCGGGGAAAUCCAUAUGUGCCACGAAUCGCUGGAUAAGCUUAACGAAUUUGUAGAUUUGGGCGUCAUCAAACCAUUAAUUGAUAAAGUAUUCACACCACAAGACAUCGAUAAAGCUUUGUAUCAUAUACAAUCCACUAUGUCAAUAGUGUACAAACUGUCCAAGGCAGGUUGAGAUUGAAUUCCCUUCGAUCUCUUUAUUUCGCCAGUGGUUCUCAAUCCACGC